ACACCCUCCCUCAAUGGACACGCCCAUCCCACCUAUCUCUCUCUCUCUGUUCCAUGUAGUACGCUUUGUAGUCGUAGAUUACAAUUUCUGAAGAAACAGACUAAAUGGUGGCUCCGGAUGUAAAUUCUAGCGGUGUCGGUACUGGCGGCGAUGGAGAUUUUUCUCCUUCGUUUGCAACAAUUUUGUUGCCAGAGUCACUUCCACAACCAGCAAAAACCAUUGAAUUACCUAAGGAUGACAAGCCCAUUGAUUUAGUUACUAAUGUCAAAGCGGAGGAAAUGCUAGUUGUCCCCGAUUCCAGACCCGUCACUUGCGCCGCUUGCGGUGAAGCCAGCUAUGAUGGGCCCUCUUCUACCUCCUCUUCAUCCAUUAAGACAACAGAAAUAAAAAAGGCGGCGGCGGCGGAGGAGACUGUCAAGGUGGUGAUGAUCAAAGAAGAAGAGGAGGUGGAGGAUACAGGGGCCAUUAGCGUAGUUCACUAUGGUAAUUGCAUCAAUGUCGGUGGCGGUGACGGUGACGGCGACGGUGACGGUGGAGGUGUUAAUGGCAAUGGGUCGUCGUCUUCGUCUUCUUCAGUUGAUUUGCCCAAACCCAUGGAAGGUUUACACGAGACAGGUCCGCCGCCGUUUCUAAAGAAGACUUUUGAGAUGGUGGAGGAUCCGGAGACGGAUUCCACAGUGUCUUGGAACAAAAAUCGUGAUAGUUUUAUCGUCUGGGACGCUCAUGAAUUUUCCAAACAUUUGCUUCCCAAAUACUUCAAGCACUGUAAUUUUUCCAGCUUCAUCCGCCAGCUCAACACCUAUGGCUUUAGAAAGGUUGAUCCCGAUAGAUGGGAGUUUGCAAAUGAAUGGUUUCGGGGAGGGAAGAGGCAUUUGCUCAAGAACAUCAAGAGGAGGAGUAGGUACAACAAGCGGGAACAAGGAGCAGCAAACCGUGGUGAUUCCGCUAAACCCGGUACGGAAGUCGAAAUUGAAAAUUUGAAGAAUGAUCGAGACUUAUUGAAAGUCGAAAUCCUCAAACUCAGUCAGCAACAAGAGAACUCAGAGAAUCAACUCAGCAUUGUUGAGCAGCGCACUCGAGUUGCUGAGUGCAAGCAAUUGCAGAUGUUCAUUUUCCUCUCUAAAGCGGCCAAGAACCGAGGCUUUAUUCAAAAUCUUAUCCCGAAGAGAAAGCAACAGAGAGAACUGGAUGGGAGUGAACUCAAGAAAAGAAGACUGCUUCCAACCCAAGUUCCCGAAAACUUGCCUGAUGCAGCGGAUGCCAACCAAAGUGUCAAUUGUAGAUACCAAGCUCAGGAACAAUUAGCCACUAUGCAAACUGAACUCGCUGAGAUAUUAAGAGAGGAUACAGAGACCAAUACAAUGUUAAAACUAUUAGGGGCUCCCAUGAGUGAUGAAUUUUGCAGUCCUAUUCAGGACCAAAAGGCCAAUUUGAUAUGUGGAACCAAUGACCGGGAAUCUGUUCACCAUCUAAUGUCAGAGAAAUUGCUGGAUGAGGAUUCUGUUUCUGAGAAUUUAGUUGAAGAAGACUUCGAAGUGAAUGACUCAAAGUUUUACCUUGAAUUGGAAGAUUUGAUUGGAAAACCACGAACUUGGGGUGGAUAUGUAACCGAGAUGGUAGAGCAUGCGGGUUGUACUUGAUCAGUACCCUGAUUUCAAUGGCAACAGGGAUGUCUCUGUACCUGACGCAGAGACAACUAGUUGUGUGAACUGGCCCUUCCAGUUGAGCUCCUAAGCCCCCAGUUGCAGAUGCUAGCGUUCGACAGUGGUUAUAAAUAUUCAUAUUUUUCCUCACAUCAGUAAAUACCAUAGUUUAGUUCUGCAUCCAAGGUUUUGUCAUAAUAUGUAUAAAUUAUAAUUAUAGUAGACUUGGUGUCAAUUUCAUGGAUCAUGGUGGUGGAUUUUCGAUGUGUGGCGAAAAUUUUCCUAAACGUUGGUAAUGCUAUUAAAUGCUGCUUAUGUGGCUCAUGAGAAAUUAUUAGGUGUAAGUGUACUCGGUGCA
Molecule: messenger RNA, 2001 nt
Organism: Hevea brasiliensis (rubber tree)
Lineage: Eukaryota; Viridiplantae; Streptophyta; Magnoliopsida; Malpighiales; Euphorbiaceae
Product: heat shock factor protein HSF30-like
Exons: 3
Coding region: 105-1640 (511 amino acids)
Biological process (GO): regulation of transcription by RNA polymerase II
Cellular component (GO): nucleus
Molecular function (GO): RNA polymerase II cis-regulatory region sequence-specific DNA binding; DNA-binding transcription factor activity
Source: RefSeq, a predicted model, not a curated record